Molecule: messenger RNA, 1707 nt
Organism: Eimeria tenella
Lineage: Eukaryota; Apicomplexa; Conoidasida; Eucoccidiorida; Eimeriidae
Product: kelch motif domain-containing protein, putative
Exons: 2
Coding region: 1-1707 (568 amino acids)
Source: RefSeq, a predicted model, not a curated record
AUGGCAGGAGCCACACGUGGUCGCUGCGGUGCCUCAUGGGCAGCAGCAGCAGGAGCACGAACGCCCUCUCUGCUCCUCCUGUUUUUUACAGUGCCCGCUGCCUUUCUGGUGGCCUUUGCAGCAUCAGCAGACACCCCAGACGGGUCAUCUUUCGGCUCCUCGGGGACCCCCUUUGGGGCCCCUCAGGCCUCUCCUUUGGGCCCCUCCACGGAGUACCCGCAGGAUGUCUCUGGGGCCUCUUCCUCGGGCCCUGGGGGCUUUUCUGAGCAGUUUGCGUCCGCGCUAUCCUCGCUGGGGCCUCUGUUUGGCCAGUUCUUGUCGUCGGGCGAGUCUGGGGGCGCGUCGAGCGGCGCAGGGGCCCUCGGGGCCUUGUACGACAUGGGCCGGCGGGCCGCGGGGGCCCUCUCGGCCUCCAUUGCAUCCGACGAAGCGCGAGAAGGCAUGUGGGUGCCUCUACACGAACAGCUCGGGCUGGCUCGGGAUAUGCUGGGGCUGCCUGGGGACGACGCGCAGGGGGUCCGCAGCGCCGCGCGGCUGCUGCUGGCUGCCCAGCUGCCCAUAGUGCGUUUUGCUGCGGAGCGCGAGGCUUCAGAUGACGAAGAGGCAGACAGGAGGGCACUUCGGAUCGUCACAGAAUAUCCAACAACUAAAAAGAUGCUUGCGGACUACAUGGAGCAGAAGCCCGACAGGAACAUCCGGGCGGCGCCGGCGGAGCUGAUUCGCCUGCACGAGGAGAUGAAAGAGCACUUGAAGGCCUUCAGAGCCGCUGCUGCGAGCAACAUUCUCCCGGUGUCUAUUCUGGGCGCUUUGGAUUCUCUGAGCAACGAGGCGGCGCUGAAGGUCAACGGCUACUUAGCCACUGUCGCUCGCUAUCUCACGUACACCGACCGAUUCAGCAAGAACAAGCGGGGCCUGGUUUUCUUUGCCAGGCACAUGCUGCCGCGGCUGCUGCAGCUCUUCGCGCUGCAGCUCGACGCAUGCAGACACUUGUGGCGCUUUCUUUCUUUUGCUUCUCCGCGGGAGACGCUGACGGGGCCCCUGACCUUCAAGCCUUCCGUGUCGCCGUCUGGUGCCGCAGCUGCUGCCGCCGCAGCAGCAGCAGCAGCGGGGGCAGCAGAGGGCGCAGACGAAGACAGCAGCUUUGGCUCGGAGGCGGAUCCCUCCGCCGCCGCCGCAGCAGCAGCAGCAGCGCAUGCGCCCAGCCUGCCCGUGGCACUCACUGUCCACGACAGCGAGGCCGGGGGGCCCCUGCGGACGCUUGCCCAGAAUUUGGGGGUGAAUUUGCCCACAGUGCCCCACGCAGACGCGCGGGCCUUCGGGCGGCGGCUGCUGGCGCGCGUGCAGGUCCACAUAGGGGCCCUUUACGCGCUGGCUCAGGGCUGUCUUGCUGCCACUGCGCUGUCGUUCCAAAGGGAGUACGCAGAGGCGGAAGACAGGGUGGAGUUGGGGGAGGCGCCUGCUGCUGCCUUCCUCAGCUUGCGGGGCCAGAGCGAAUGCGUCGAGAAAAACAGCAGCAAGAAAAGCAAGGGCAAAGAAACUGCGAGAGAAAACGCUGCAGAGGAAAGUGGACGAGAGGGACAGCCGACGGAACCGCAGAAAAAACAGAGCCACAGGCUGAGGGCGCUAACCAGGGGCCGCCCAGCGGGAUCGGCAGCAACAGCAGCUGCAGCAGCAGGAAACCCGAAUGAUGCUGAACGCACCUCUUGA